This is a messenger RNA of Aspergillus nidulans FGSC A4, 1666 nucleotides long. RefSeq names its product nitrate transporter crnA (gene crnA). Gene Ontology annotation, biological process: transmembrane transport; nitrite transport; nitrate transmembrane transport. Gene Ontology annotation, molecular function: nitrate transmembrane transporter activity; transmembrane transporter activity; nitrite transmembrane transporter activity. The record is from RefSeq and is a predicted model, not a curated record. Gene Ontology annotation, cellular component: membrane. Lineage: Eukaryota; Fungi; Ascomycota; Eurotiomycetes; Eurotiales; Aspergillaceae. The transcript has 4 exons. Bases 42 to 1565 code for a protein of 507 amino acids.
UUCAUCCUUAUUCAACCAGAUCAGGCGAAGUCGUUGAAGAGAUGGACUUCGCCAAGCUGCUGGUAGCCUCUCCUGAGGUCAACCCUAACAACAGAAAGGCCCUCACUAUUCCAGUCCUGAACCCAUUCAACACAUAUGGCCGAGUCUUCUUCUUCUCAUGGUUUGGCUUCAUGCUUGCAUUCCUCUCAUGGUAUGCCUUCCCGCCUCUGUUGACUGUCACUAUCCGCGAUGAUCUCGACAUGUCCCAAACACAAAUUGCAAACUCAAACAUCAUUGCUUUACUAGCUACACUACUAGUUCGACUUAUCUGCGGCCCCCUAUGCGAUCGUUUCGGACCUCGACUAGUCUUUAUCGGCCUACUGCUGGUGGGCUCCAUUCCUACCGCGAUGGCCGGCCUCGUUACCUCACCCCAAGGACUGAUUGCCCUGCGCUUCUUCAUCGGCAUCCUCGGCGGCACAUUCGUUCCCUGCCAAGUCUGGUGCACAGGGUUUUUUGACAAGAGUAUAGUUGGGACAGCCAACUCCCUAGCUGCCGGUCUAGGUAACGCUGGUGGCGGUAUCACAUACUUCGUCAUGCCGGCCAUCUUCGACUCCCUCAUCCGUGACCAAGGCCUCCCCGCACACAAGGCCUGGCGCGUCGCCUACAUCGUCCCCUUUAUCUUAAUCGUUGCCGCCGCCCUAGGCAUGCUCUUCACUUGCGAUGACACCCCGACUGGAAAAUGGUCCGAGCGGCACAUCUGGAUGAAGGAGGAUACCCAGACAGCAUCUAAAGGCAACAUUGUCGACCUUAGCUCUGGUGCACAGUCCUCCCGUCCCUCCGGACCCCCUUCCAUUAUUGCGUACGCCAUUCCCGACGUCGAAAAGAAAGGCACCGAGACUCCACUAGAACCUCAGUCCCAGGCAAUCGGCCAAUUCGACGCCUUCCGCGCAAACGCCGUUGCCUCUCCCUCCCGCAAGGAGGCUUUUAAUGUUAUAUUCAGCCUCGCAACGAUGGCCGUUGCAGUCCCCUACGCCUGCUCCUUUGGGUCUGAGCUCGCAAUCAACUCGAUCCUGGGCGACUAUUAUGACAAGAACUUCCCGUACAUGGGCCAAACGCAGACCGGCAAGUGGGCCGCUAUGUUCGGGUUCCUUAAUAUUGUCUGUCGUCCGGCAGGUGGAUUUCUGGCGGAUUUCCUUUACCGGAAAACGAACACGCCCUGGGCUAAGAAACUCCUCCUCUCGUUUUUAGGUGUUGUCAUGGGUGCAUUCAUGAUUGCAAUGGGUUUCUCAGAUCCAAAGUCCGAAGCGACUAUGUUUGGUCUUACUGCCGGGUUGGCCUUCUUUCUUGAGUCUUGCAAUGGGGCAAUAUUUUCGCUUGUACCACAUGUUCAUCCUUAUGCUAAUGGGAUCGUCUCCGGCAUGGUGGGUGGAUUCGGGAACCUCGGCGGUAUCAUCUUCGCCAUCAUCUUCCGCUAUAGUCAUCACGACUACGCGCGCGGCAUCUGGAUUCUAGGUGUUAUUUCCAUGGCCGUGUUUAUCUCUGUCUCCUGGGUUCGGCCUGUGCCGAAAAGUCAGAUGAGGGAGUAGUUGACCGUGUGAUUGGGUUCUCAAGAGGCGUUUGGGUUCGGUUUUGUUCUGUUUUGUUUAGCGAUAUGAUACCAUGAUAUACUAUAGACUUGAGUGAUGAU